Molecule: messenger RNA, 1552 nt
Organism: Solanum verrucosum
Lineage: Eukaryota; Viridiplantae; Streptophyta; Magnoliopsida; Solanales; Solanaceae
Product: serine/threonine-protein kinase STY13-like
Exons: 6
Coding region: 197-1303 (368 amino acids)
Biological process (GO): protein phosphorylation
Cellular component (GO): plasma membrane
Molecular function (GO): ATP binding; protein kinase activity
Source: RefSeq, a predicted model, not a curated record
UAGUAGUUUUGGAGCUUGUAAAUCUGCAGCAACAGUGACAGUUGUGUACUCACAGCCAUGGCGGUUGCCCCAAAUUCGAAGUAGAGCCAUUUUUUCUGUGCUUUUACUGAUCCUUUGGACCUUUUUUUCUCCAUCAUAUGAUAGGGGAAAUCAAGAAAGGAUAAGAAUUUGUGUUUCAAAAUCAAGAAAUCGAGUGAUGGAGGGAAGUGGAGAAGUGGGUUUUGUGAGAGCAGAUCGUAUAGAUCUGAAGAGUUUAGACGAACAAUUACAGAGGCAUCUGAGCCGAGCAUGGACUAUGGAGAAACAAAAGAGUAACAAAGGAGAAGGAGGAGGAGAAAAUUACAAGGAUAGAGAGAUCCCCAUUAAACAUGCUUGGGAAAUUGACCCAUCUAAACUAAUCAUCAAAACUGUCAUUGCUCGGGGAACCUUCGGUACUGUUCAUCGUGGUAUCUAUGAUGGCCAAGAUGUAGCUGUGAAGCUUCUUGAUUGGGGAGAAGAAGGCCAGAGAUCUCAGGCUGAGGUUUCUUCAGUCAGAACAGCUUUUUCACAAGAAGUUUCCGUUUGGCACAGACUUGAUCAUCCUAAUGUCACAAAAUUUAUAGGAGCUGCAAUGGGCACACAGGAUCUUAACAUACAGACUGAGAAUGGUUUCAUUGGCAUUCCACGAAAUCUUUGUUGUGUAGUGGUUGAAUACCUUCCUGGGGGUACUCUCAAAUCAUUUCUCAUCAAGAACCAUAGGAGGAAAUUGGUCUUCAAAGUUGUGGUCCAACUGGCGCUGGAUCUAGCACGGGGGUUAAGCUAUCUUCAUUCUGAGAAGAUCGUCCAUAGGGAUGUCAAAACAGAGAACAUGCUUCUUGACAGGAAUCGUACUCUAAAAAUAGCUGAUUUUGGUGUUGCUCGUGUUGAAGCUUCAAAUCCUAAUGAUAUGACUGGUGAGACUGGAACCCUAGGUUACAUGGCACCUGAGGUUCUUAAUGGCAACCCCUAUAACCGGAAGUGUGAUGUAUAUAGCUUUGGCAUAUGCCUCUGGGAGAUAUAUUGCUGUGACAUGCCAUAUCCAGAUCUGAGCUUCUCAGAAGUGACAACAGCUGUUGUCCGACAGAAUUUGAGGCCAGAGAUACCUCGUUGUUGCCCUAGUUCUUUGGGAAAUGUAAUGAAGCGGUGUUGGGAUGCUAGCCCUGACAAACGACCAGAAAUGGACGAAGUGGUAACCUUGUUGGAAACAAUUGACACUUCAAAGGGGGGUGGGAUGAUCAAAGAUCAACGAAAGGGAUGCCUAUUCUUCAGGAAACGAGGUCCUUGAGAAGAGAAUCUCCAGAUAGAAAUGGCUCGCAGAUUAGAACUGUGGAUCUGGAUUUAUUGAGGAGAAAAUAAUGAAAAAACAAGGAGCAUAGUUUUAUUAGAAGAUUUAAGAUGUCAAGUUUUUAGGAAUUGGAAGUUAAAGUUGGUUAGGUAAAAGAAGCUCAGAUAUAUACAUGCAUUCAUUCAUCAGCUAAUGCAUGUACAGCUCUGUACCUUUUCAUCUUUGAAAUCAAUUGUCUUUUAAACACAA